Messenger RNA from Aspergillus melleus, 1884 nucleotides. Its product is annotated as fungal specific transcription factor domain-containing protein. Gene Ontology annotation, biological process: DNA-templated transcription. The record is from RefSeq and is a predicted model, not a curated record. The transcript has 8 exons. Lineage: Eukaryota; Fungi; Ascomycota; Eurotiomycetes; Eurotiales; Aspergillaceae. Gene Ontology annotation, molecular function: zinc ion binding; DNA binding. The coding region runs from base 1 to 1884 and encodes 627 amino acids. Gene Ontology annotation, cellular component: nucleus.
AUGUCGAAGAAAGAAGACGAAAUGUCCAGGAAGGAUGAGCCUUGUCGGGAUCUCAAAUCCAAGAAUGAUAGUAAGGAGCGGUUACGACGUCUCGAGUCUCAAAUGGAACGAAUGAAUGAUGUUCUGCAAGCCCUUACUGAGCGCGGAAAUCCAGACCCGAGUUUAUCAGAUGCAAGGGCGUCGCAACGACAGCCAGAAGUCACAGAUACGCCCCGGGACACAGCCAACGAGACCACGGAAGCCUCGGUGCCUUGCUUCAAUGCCUCUGAAUAUCCUCAUCCUCCGCCCGAGGUUCUUUUGCACUUUGUUGAAGUAUACAAAGCCAGGCUCCACGCACAACCUCUAUCUAUUUUUGACGUCGACACACUGGCUGCACAAGCUGCCAGUUUCCCGCCUUUUCUCUUGCGAAGUUUCUUAGCGAUCACGAUGCUUUUCUCGGACCAUGCGUUCUUCGGAGUUGCGAAAGAAGAGGCAAUUGACUUUUACGUUCGUUCGGCUCGUGGGACUGCAUUGUAUCUGGCAACUGAAGGAAAUUCAUCGGUGGAAAUCUUGCAGUCUCUUUGCUUACUCACCUUAAGUGACCUCGCCGCCGGCCGUCGAUCACGGAUGUGGAUGAACAUAGGCAUUGCCUCUCGACUUGUCCUUACACCCCAAAAUCAUCUGAGGUCACCAGUGGGGACUACAACAACCACGGAACAAAAGGCAAGGUGCUUAUGGAGUGUAUUCGUCCUUGAGAGGGCGUUCACAUCAGGCCCGACUUUGCUCCAAAUCGACACUCCCCCACUAGCCAACCUCAGUUACCCUCCCAGCCCAGCACGGCCACCUACAGUCAUUGACCUAGGUGCCUCCAGUGUGCCCUAUUCCGCUGCCAGCAGUGCGACUACUGACCUGGGAGUCAACGCAUACUGUCUGCAGUUGAUCUCACUAUGGGGUGACGUUGUAGCAUAUUCCAGACAGUUACGACUUGGACAGGGUGAGGACCCUUGGUUGGUCUCUUCUUCCUACCACAUUUUAAUGGCGAAAUAUCGUCAAUUCGAGGCAGGUCUUGCCCAGAUGCAUCGAUUAAAGAACGUGGGUUUUCAAGAUAUAGCACUAAACGAUUUCUCCCAAAACCGAUAUUAUUGGACGGUGUGGAUACAGCACCAGGUGUGCUUUCAUGCAGGGCAUGCGCUCUUGCAUCACCCGAUUUUCUACAUUACCAAUUCUCGCAAAUUCAGUGCCAAAUACCCACCGCCAUCUUUCCUCCAGCAAACUGUCGAUCAGGCACUCCUUCACUCGGGAUGGAUAGUGCGUCUUUUGCGUACAUGGGAUCUUCUUGGGUUCGAGCUCAAUGACCCUCUCUUAGGCCAUUUUCUUGUUAUUUCUGCAACAAUCCAUUGGAUAUUCCAGUUUGCCAGUGACGAAGCUGUGGCGGAUAGGGCACGCUCUGACUUUGCAGAUUGUCAACGACUUUUAAUCGCAAUAAAUAGGAAAUGGCCGCAAUUCUCCUCUGUAGUGGGCGGUCUAGAGUUCAUACAAAGCCUUGCGCGACAAGCCCACGAAACAACCGGAAACAGAGGCAUUCCGUCGCUCAAACAAUCUCUGCUAUGGGAUUUGCUCGAUUCCGACCUACCAAGUUCUGACUUUGAUCCAUCUACGUAUCUAGUGGCACCAAGUGGGCAGCGUGUUGAAACGCAACAUCUUGCCCCUCUGCAUGAGCCUUCCUCUGUGCCCGAUGGGGGUUAUUCCAAUGACUAUCUUGGCUCCGCAGAAUAUCAAGCCCUACAAUCCCCGAUCUUUUUUCCAACUUCGACUCUGAACAACGACCUUUUUAGCGACAUUGAUCUCUCCAUCUUCUCGCGGGUAGAGGGCCAGUCUAGUCUCAACUUACAUGGCGGUUUGUAG